Messenger RNA from Nycticebus coucang (slow loris), 4556 nucleotides. It is a transcript of the gene XDH, whose product is annotated as xanthine dehydrogenase. Lineage: Eukaryota; Metazoa; Chordata; Mammalia; Primates; Lorisidae. The transcript has 36 exons. Gene Ontology annotation, molecular function: FAD binding; iron ion binding; 2 iron, 2 sulfur cluster binding. The coding region runs from base 75 to 4115 and encodes 1346 amino acids. The record is from RefSeq and is a predicted model, not a curated record.
UAAUUUCACUUUACUGGGAGGCAUAACUUUCAGGUUGCAGAGCGGUGAACAGCAAUUGCCAGUGUCUCUUAUGAAUGAGAUACCCGGAGUUCAGGGACCCCCAACCAGGGACGAUGACAACUGACGAGCUGGUUUUCUUUGUGAAUGGCAGAAAGGUGGUGGAGAAAAAUGCAGAUCCAGAAACAACCCUUUUGACCUACCUGAGAAGAAAGUUGGGGCUGAGUGGGACCAAGCUUGGCUGUGGAGAAGGCGGCUGUGGGGCUUGCACGGUGAUGAUCUCUAAGUAUGAUCAUCUCGAGAACAAGAUCGUCCACUUUUCCGUCAAUGCCUGCCUGGCCCCCAUCUGCUCCUUGCACCAUGUUGCCGUGACGACUGUGGAAGGAAUAGGGAGCACCAAGACGAGGCUGCACCCUGUGCAGGAGAGAAUUGCCAAAAGCCAUGGCUCCCAGUGUGGGUUCUGCACCCCUGGCAUCGUCAUGAGCAUGUACACACUACUCCGGAACCAGCCCGACCCCACCAUUGAGGAGAUUGAGAAUGCCUUCCAAGGAAAUCUCUGCCGCUGCACGGGCUACAGGCCCAUCCUCCAGGGCUUCCGGACCUUUGCCAGGGAUGGUGGAUGCUGCGGUGGAGAUGGGAACAAUCCAAACUGCUGUAUGAACUCGAAGAAAGACCAGGUGGUCAGUCUCUCACCAUCUUUGUUCAAACCAGAGGAGUUCAUGCCCCUGGAUUCCACCCAAGAGCCCAUCUUUCCCCCAGAGUUGCUGAGGCUGAAAGACACCCCUCGGAAGCAGCUACGCUUUGAAGGGGAGCGUGUGACAUGGAUACAGGCCUCCACCCUCAAGGAGCUGCUGGACCUCAAAGCUCAGCACCCCAAUGUCAAGCUGGUGGUGGGGAACACGGAGAUUGGCAUCGAGAUGAAGUUUAAGAACAUGCUGUUUCCUCUGAUGGUCUGCCCAGCCUGGAUCCCCGAGCUGAACUCAGUGCAGCAUGGACCCGAGGGCAUUUCCUUUGGGGCUGCUUGCCCUCUGAGCCUUGUGGAAAAGACCCUAGUGGAUGCGGUUGCCAAGCUUCCUUACCAAAAAACAGAGGUGUUCAGAGGAGUCUUGGAGCAGCUGCGCUGGUUUGCUGGGAAGCAGGUCAAAUCUGUGGCGUCCCUUGGAGGGAACAUCAUCACUGCCAGCCCCAUCUCUGACCUCAACCCCGUGUUCAUGGCCAGCAGGGCCAAGCUGACUCUCAUGUCCAAAGACACCAGGAGAACUGUUCCCAUGGACUACACCUUCUUCCCUGGCUACAGAAAGACCCUGCUGGGCCCAGAGGAGAUACUUCUCUCCAUAGAGAUCCCCUACAGCAGGGAGGGUGAGUUUUUCUCAGCUUUCAAGCAGGCCUCCCGGAGAGAAGAUGACAUUGCCAAGGUGACCUGUGGCAUGAGAGUUUUAUUCAAGCCAGGAACCACAGAGGUCGAGGAGCUGGCUCUUUGCUUUGGCGGAAUGGCCGACAGAACCAUCUCAGCAUUGAAGACCACCCGGAAGCAGCUGUGCAAGCUCUGGGCAGAGGAGCUGCUGCAGGAAGUGUGUGCAGGCCUGGCGGAGGAGCUGCACCUGUCCCCCGACGCUCCUGGCGGCAUGGUGGAUUUCCGGCGCACCCUCACCCUCAGCUUCUUUUUCAAGUUCUACCUGACAGUUCUUAAGAAGCUGGGCAAAGAGAACUCAGAAAACAUAUGUGGUCAAUUGGACCCCACCUUUGCCAGUGCCACUGUACUCUUUCAGAAAGACCCCCCAACCAACGUACAGCUAUUCCAAGAGGUGCCCAAGGAUCAGUCUGAGGAGGACAUGGUGGGCCGGCCCCUGCGCCACCUGGCCGCAGACAUGCAGGCCUCCGGUGAGGCUGUGUACUGUGAUGACAUCCCUCGCUAUGAGAAUGAGCUGUCUCUCCGGCUGGUCACUAGCACCCGGGCUCAUGCUAAGAUCAACUCCAUAGAUACUUCAGAAGCUAAGAAGGUGCCAGGGUUUGUUUGCUUCCUCUCAGCUGAUGAUAUUCCUGGGAGUAACCUAACUGGAAUUGCUAGUGAUGAAACCAUCUUUGCAAAGGACAAGGUUACUUGUGUUGGGCACAUCAUUGGUGCUGUGGUUGCUGACACCCCAGAACAUGCACAAAGAGCUGCUCUCGGGGUGAAAAUCACUUACGAAGACCUUCCAGCCAUUAUCACAAUCGAGGAUGCUAUAAAGAACAACUCUUUCUAUGGAUCUGAGCUGAAGAUUGAAAAGGGAAACCUCAAGAAGGGUUUUUCUGAAGCAGAUAAUGUUGUUUCAGGAGAGUUGUACAUCGGUGGCCAAGAACAUUUCUACAUGGAGACUAACUGCACCAUUGCUGUACCAAAAAAUGAGGGUGGGGAGAUGGAGCUCUUUGUGUCUACACAGAACACCAUGAAGACCCAGAGCUUUGUUGCAAGUAUGUUGGGGAUUCCAGCAAACAGGAUUUUGGUCCGAGUGAAGAGAAUGGGAGGAGGCUUUGGCGGGAAGGAGACCCGGAGCACUGUGUUGUCCACGGCAGUGGCCCUGGCUGCACACAAGACAGGCCGCCCUGUGCGCUGCAUGCUGGAUCGCAAUGAGGACAUGCUGAUCACUGGCGGCAGACAUCCCUUCCUGGCCAGAUACAAGGUUGGCUUCAUGAAGACUGGGAAGGUUGUGGCUCUGGAGGUGGAUCACUUCAGCAAUGCGGGGAACACCCUGGAUCUCUCUCAGAGUAUAAUGGAACGAGCUCUAUUCCACAUGGACAACUGCUAUAAAAUCCCCAACAUCCGGGGCACUGGGCGCCUGUGCAAGACCAAUCUUCCCUCCAACACAGCCUUCCGGGGCUUUGGGGCACCACAGGGGAUGCUCAUUGCUGAGAACUGGAUGGGCGAAGUUGCUGUGACCUGUGGGCUACCUGCAGAGGAGGUACGGAAGAUGAACAUGUACAAAGAAGGGGACCUGACACAUUUCAACCAGAAGCUUGAGGGAUUCACCAUUCCCAGGUGCUGGGAUGAAUGCCUAGCAAGCUCUCAGUAUCAUGCUCGGAAGAGUGAGGUUGACAAGUUCAACAGGGAGAAUUGCUGGAAAAAGAGAGGAUUGUCCAUAAUUCCUGUCAAGUUUGGAAUAAGCUUCACACUUCCUUUCCUGAAUCAGGCAGGAGCCCUGAUUCAUGUGUACACUGACGGCUCUGUGCUGCUGACCCAUGGUGGCACUGAGAUGGGCCAAGGCCUACACACCAAAAUGGUACAGGUGGCCAGUAAAGCUCUGAAAAUCCCCACCUCUAAGAUUUACAUCAGUGAGACAAGCACCAAUACUGUGCCCAACACCUCUCCCACGGCCGCAUCCGUCAGCAGUGACAUCAAUGGACAGGCCGUCUAUGCCGCUUGUCAGACCAUUCUGCAGAGGCUGGAACCUUUCAAGACAAAGAAUCCCAGUGGCUCCUGGGAAGACUGGGUCACAGAGGCCUACGUGAAUGCAGUGAGCCUGUCUGCCACUGGGUUUUAUAAGACACCUAACCUUGGCUACAGCUUUGAGACAAACUCUGGGAAUCCCUUCCACUACUUCAGCUAUGGGGUGGCUUGCUCUGAAGUAGAAAUUGACUGCCUAACAGGGGAUCAUAAGAACCUCCGCACAGACAUCGUCAUGGAUGUUGGCUCCAGUCUGAAUCCUGCCAUUGAUAUCGGGCAGGUGGAAGGGGCAUUUGUCCAGGGUCUUGGGCUCUUCACUCUGGAGGAGCUGCACUACUCCCCGGAAGGGAGCCUGCACACCCGUGGCCCCAGCACCUACAAGAUCCCUGCAUUUGGCAGCAUCCCUGUGGAGUUCAGGGUGUCCCUGCUCCGUGACUGCCCCAACAAGAGGGCCAUCUAUGCAUCCAAGGCUGUCGGGGAGCCACCCCUCUUUCUGGCUGCUUCCAUCUUCUUUGCCAUCAAGGAUGCCAUCCGUGCGGCUCGAGCUCAGCACACAGAUAAUAAUGUCAAGGAACUUUUCCAGCUAGACAGCCCUGCCACCCCGGAGAAGAUCCGCAAUGCCUGUGUGGACAAGUUCACCACCCUGUGUGUCACUGGUACAAAAGAAAACUGCAAGCCCUGGUCGCUGAGGGUCUGAAGAGAACGUGUCCAGCAGAGACUUCUUCUGCUGUGCUGGGUCUUCCAUGGAUCGAGAAAGUUGCAGGAUGACAAAGCUCUGAUGAUUCACCAGGAUGGCAUUUGGAAGAAAAAUGAAUGCAUUGGAAGAUUUUGAUCAAAAAUAUGACUUGCAAGCAUAAUGAUAAGCAAAUUUAGAACUGAUAGGCCUAACUGCUGAAUAUGUGUUUAUGGUCAUUUCUUUCUAUUUUAAUCAUGUAUUUGAAGUAGGUUUAGGAUGAGUUCAUGCUGCAUCCUCCCUCACUGGACAGCCUGCAUAGCUAGCUUUAAGUUCUGCUGAUACCUGUCCCUCGAAGAAGAUUCCCACAAAUCCACAGAAGCUUAGACCAAAGAUACUCUAAAUCUGUGUGCCUUCCUCAUAAAGCCUUUUCUUCAAACCAAUAAACAUUAUCUCAUAAGCUCA